UUGCAACAGGUGGGCAGAGGUAAUAGAAGGAUGGAUAGAUGAGGGAGAGGAGGAGGAGGGAAGGGGAGGAGAAAGAGCGGUAUAAAACACGCCGUCCAUCUCGACGUCUUCAAAGCAGCUUGUGUUCCUCGCUCUUGUUUUCUGAAGAAAGUGAAGACAGCACUCCUCCAACUCUCAGAAUGUCCGCCUUCAACUCUGAGAACGCCUCCACCCUGGAGAACGCCAUGCAGCUGAUGAUCCAGACCUUCCACAAAUAUUCCGGCAACGAAGGCGACAAGUACACGCUCAGCAGAGCCGAACUGAAAGAGAUGCUGACACAGGAGCUGGGGAACUACCUGGGGAACGCCCAGGACAAGGAUGCCGUGGACAAGGUCAUGGGUGACCUGGAUUCCAACAACGACGGCGAGGUGGACUUCACAGAGUUCAUCAUCCUGGUGGGGGCGCUCACCGUGGCCUGCAACGACUUCUUCCUGGAGUACCACCAAGACGAAACCAAGAAGACCCCCAAGAAAGACUAGGCGCCAUCUUGUUUCUCUGAACUCAAGCCAACACAUGACCACAGAAUGAUGGAGGGUGGGGGACAAGGAAUGAUUUGGAGAGAGGGAGGGGGACCUUCAUGCGUACGAUCCUUACCCACCUACCGGUGCAGAGUAACACCACAACACGCUCGUCCCCUGGUGGUGGGUGUCCAUGGGUGUCUCCUGAAGUGAAUUCUUGAGUGAGAAAUGAAGAGUAAGGGAGUGAGAUCCAGUUCAAUGACGGUCAUUGUUGAAUAUGUGAAUAUUGUCCCUGUCUUUUCUUUCAUUCGUUUUUUAAAAACCUUUUUUUUUUGGCGUUUUGAUCAUUUUGAGUCCAUUCUUCUGCGUUAUAAUAAAGCUCAAGUUUUAAAGACACAA
Astyanax mexicanus (Mexican tetra) is the source of this 896-nucleotide messenger RNA. RefSeq names its product S100 calcium binding protein T (gene s100t). The record is from RefSeq and is a predicted model, not a curated record. NCBI's taxonomy places the organism in Eukaryota, Metazoa, Chordata, Actinopteri, Characiformes, Acestrorhamphidae. The transcript is spliced from 3 exons. Bases 39 to 518 code for a protein of 159 amino acids. Gene Ontology annotation, molecular function: calcium ion binding; transition metal ion binding.